Salvia miltiorrhiza (redroot sage) is the source of this 1931-nucleotide messenger RNA. RefSeq lists its product as uncharacterized. Bases 104 to 1681 code for a protein of 525 amino acids. The record is from RefSeq and is a predicted model, not a curated record. The transcript is spliced from 6 exons. Lineage: Eukaryota; Viridiplantae; Streptophyta; Magnoliopsida; Lamiales; Lamiaceae.
CUAUAUAUACCCCUUCAGUAAGACCCUCAAAAACUCAUCAACGCAAGCCAAAAUCUUCAAACGUAUUGAGUGAUUAGUGUUCAAUCCGAUCAAUUAAGGUGAAAUGGACUUCCACAGCCUUUCAAGGAGAGAAUUGCAGGCUCUGUGCAAGAGAAAUAAGAUCCCAGCCAACACGUCGAAUGCUGCCAUGGCUGAUUCUCUCAAAGCUCUUGAGAUUGUUGAAGGGAUUGAUGAUGUAUUGCAGGCAUGUAAAUCUGAAAUAUCUCAGUCAUCAACUGAGCCACGGGCUCGGUUGGAAGUAACAUCUCCCUAUGUGCCUCCUAUUGGUGGCAGGAGUACAAGGCAGAAGGAUGUACUGUUGACCCCUGCUCAGUCAGGUGCUACUAGCCGGAGACGAAGAGCUGCAAAUGAAGUUUAUGGAACAAGGCGAUCUGCAAGGUUGGCAGAGAAGAGUGCCAAGUUAUUGAAAGGAGUUACCGAGUUUUCGAAGAAGGAUUUGUUUACUGGUGAUGGUCAUGACUUCCAGAUGAACUUAGAAGAGAGCCUGGAUGGUUCGGAUGAAAUGUCAGGAGUUACUGGCACGGAAGAGCCUCAGAGAAGAGAUGAAGGACAGGUAGAUUCAGGCGAUAAACAGGAUGUGUCUACUGAUGUAGAACUGGCGCCCACAACUGAAGAGGAGGUGAGGACUCACUUUGAAAAUUAUGGACCUCAAUUAAAGCUGAAGGAAGGUGUAGAUGCAAACACCUCAGUGGAGGUGAAUUCAGGUAAUAUAGAGCUGAAUGAGAGUAGGGGUGCAGAAAUUGAGCAAGUGGGAUCUGGUUCUGGGACUGAAGAAUUUGUCAACUUUGAUGAUACAAAAGCUUCUCAUGAUGAAACACGUUCACCAAUUAUGAACUAUGAAUCCCAAAAAACUGAUGUAUUGGAUGUCGUUGUUCAGACUGAGAAUAUAGAAGAGAAGACUGCUGAAGAUGCAGAGUUUGUAGAUGAAAAAGCUGUCAGUGAGAAUGAAGAUGAUCUUGCAAUUGUUGAAGUGUCUUCUGACACUGUUAGCCAAAGUGAUGACAAAGUAAAUGACGUGGACUCUAAACCUGAUGAAGUUGUAGCUUUUUAUGAGAAUGAGGAAGAAUUGGAGCUAAAUACUAGUUACUUUUCCAAUCCUGAUGAGUAUCUCAUAGAAGCAUCGAAGGAGAGUAAUGAUUCCUUGGCUUGCAUGCCUUCUGAAAUUAGUUUGAUGAGCAACGAAAAUGGUGCUUUCAACUGGGACGAUUACAAAACUUGCAAACAAGAUGUUGCAGCAGAGGAACCCGCGACAUAUGUAACAGCCAAACAAGAUGAUCCUCUUCCUAUCAGCCUGGAGAAUUGUCAAACUCAUCAACUAUUUGCUGUAGCCACCAACAACAUCGGAACUGCUUUUAUGGAGAAUGCCCCAAGCAAGGCAUCCGCGAGGAUGAGCAGAGUGACUGCUGAUACGGACAACAAAGAGAACAUAGGCAGUGUUAGAAAAGAGAGAUUGAAGAUCUGUAAGGACAUUGCUGAGACUGUCCACAUGCUGGAUGAUCCGACUCUGAUAACUCUGUCGAAGAGCGUGAAGGAGCUAGCGAUCACCCAAAAUUUGGACAAGAAUGAGGGUGAAAAUGGGGCAUCUGCAAGGACUGCUCUCCGAGCACUGCCGGACAAUUAGAAGGCGAAUCAACCCCUCAUAUUAUUGAGUUUUAUGGAUUUUGAUAUUGAUUAUAGAAUAAGGUUUCUUAGUUGUUCUGUUUUUGUCAUUACCUCUUUGGUAAUAAAGUUUAUUCCAACUGCUUAAUAUCCCUCUUCCUAUACGGUAUUGUUUGGGCAAGGCUCCAAGGGUUCGGUGUGCAUCAAUCACACCAAAUGUUUAGAUGCUUAAAUUUACAUAUAAUAAAUGGUAAUCGGCACAUUAUUAAAGC